CAAAAGUCGCCGCGGUAGGACGGAACUCUCCCUGCCCGGGGAGUGUUUGCCAUUUAAAUAAACAGCGAGGAAAAUGGCGGAGUGUUCGGUGCGGGGAUAAAGGAGCCGAAGAAGCGGCGGCGGCUGAGACACUGGGUAGGAUGACCAGCACGCAGGACCACAAGGCCUUGUAGCUUUAGGUCUCCUUCGGCUCAGCUUCUGAUGUUUGUUGACAAUGAGUGGAUUAGGUGAAAACUCCUUGGAUCCUUUGUCGUCGGACACCAGGAAGAGGAAGCCCUCAUUGUGUGACACUCCUGGCCCCAGUCUGACCUGUAGCGGUGAGAAGAGGCGACGUGAACAGGAGAGCAAAUACAUUGAGGAACUGGCCGAGCUAAUCUCCGCAAAUCUCAGUGACAUUGACAACUUCAACGUGAAACCCGAUAAAUGUGCUAUCUUAAAGGAGACUGUCAGGCAGAUUCGCCAGAUCAAGGAGCAAGGAAAAGCCUCCUCCAAUGAUGACGACGUCCAGAAGGCUGAUGUUUCCUCUACAGGACAGGGAGUUAUCGAUAAAGAUUCCCUGGGGCCGCUUCUGUUACAAGCUCUGGAUGGUUUCCUCUUUGUGGUGAAUCGGGAUGGAAGCAUUGUGUUUGUGUCAGAAAACGUCACUCAAUACCUACAGUACAAGCAAGAAGAUCUGGUGAACACCAGCGUCUACAGCAUUUUGCAUGAUGAUGACCGAAAAGACUUCCUCAAAAACCUGCCCAAGUCCACCGUUAAUGGGGUCCCCUGGUCCAAUGAAGCCCCCCGUCAGAAAAGUCACACCUUUAACUGCCGCAUGCUGGUCAAGACUGCACUGGAUCACCUGGAUGAUGGCAACGGCGUGAUGGACCCACGACAGAGAUACGAGACCAUGCAGUGCUUUGCCCUCUCUCAGCCUCGUGCAAUCAUGGAGGAAGGUGAAGAUCUUCAGUCCUGCAUGAUCUGUGUUGCCCGUCGAAUUACAAAUGUUGAGAGGGCGUUCUCCUCCAAUCCAGAGAGUUUCAUCACCAGGCACGACCUCUCCGGCAAAGUAGUAAAUAUAGACCCUAAUUCUCUGCGUAACUCCAUGAGGCCCGGAUUUGAGGACACGAUCCGCCGCUGUAUCCAGAGAUUUCUGUGUCAUAGUGAUGGACAACCGUGGACCUAUAAGCGCCAUUAUCAGGAAGCGUACGUCCAUGGCCACUCAGAGACUCCGCUUUAUCGGUUUUCUCUAGCGGACGGCACAAUGGUCACCGCACAGACAAAGAGCAAAUUAUUCCGAAAUCCUGUCACAAAUGACCCUCAUGGCUUUGUGUCCACUCAUUUCCUGCAGAGGGAGCAGAAUGGCUACCGACCGAACCCCAAUCCUAUGGCACAAGGAGGUCGUCCACCUUUACAGUCAAAUCCUGCUCCCAGCAAUGCUAUGAAUGUCACGUCUGCUCAGGCUCCCCCACCACAGAACCGCAAUUAUGGUAUGGGGGAGGCCAACAACAUGACACCUAUGUCUGGCAUGAGAUACGGAUCAACUGGCAACAUGGGGCCUGUGUCCCAAGCUCCAGGAAUGCAGCAGUCCCCGUAUCAGAACAAUAACUAUGGACUAAAUAUGAGCAGUCCCCCUCAUGGGAGUCCAGGCAUGAGCAGCAACCAACCUAACCUGAUGUCACCUCGAAAUCGAGGAAGCCCUAAAAUGGGAUCCAGCCAGUUCUCCCCUAUUCCAGGGAUGAAUUCUCCUAUGGGAUCAUCUGGGAAUGCCGGUGGGGGCAGCUUUUCCAGCAGCUCGCUCAGUGCCCUCCAUGCGAUAAGUGAAGGUGUUGGCAGUUCCCUCCUGUCGUCUUUGUCAUCCCCUGGUCAAAAAGCAGAGAGUGCCUCCAACAUGAACCUGCCGCAGCAGAGUAAGAUGGGGAACCAGGAGUGUAAAAGUCCCUCUGGGUUAUUCUGUGAGCAAGCACAGGUGGAGAGUUCUGUGUGUCAGUCAAGUGGAAGAGAUAAUCUCAAUGAGAAGGAUGUCAAAGAAAACAUCAUUGAAGGCUCUGAUGGGCAGAGAGCACAGGCAGAAAGUAAGGGGCACAAGAAGCUUCUUCAGCUGCUGACCUGCUCUACGGAAGAACGUGGCCACAGUGCCAUGGGCAGCUCCAGCAUGGACUCCGGUUGUAAAGAUUCAUCAGCCAAUGUGACCAGUCCCUCAGGAGUUUCCUCAUCCACCUCCUCAGGUGUCAGCUCCACCUCUAACAUGCAUGGCUCCAUGCUACAGGAAAAACACCGCAUUCUUCAUAAGCUACUGCAGAACGGAAAUUCUCCUGCCGAGGUUGCCAAAAUCACAGCAGAAGCCACCGGCAAGGACAACUUCCAGGAGACUGUCGGCUCUGCACCUUGUACAGAAGCAACAGUGAAGCAGGAACAGUUGAGCCCCAAGAAAAAGGAGAACAAUGCACUGCUCAGGUACCUGCUGGACAAGGACGAGGGGAAGGAGACAUUAGCCAAGGACGUGAAGCCCAAAGUGGAGCCGAUGGACACUAAACUUGGCCAGUGCAGCAGCUCCACCGUCCCAAGUUCCAGCCAGGAGAAGGACAUAAAGAUAAAGACAGAGCCUGCGGAGGAGGUGACUGGAGACUUGGAUCACUUGGAUGCGAUUCUUGGUGACCUCGCAGGCUCUGAUUUCUACACCAAUUCUAUGAGUUCAAGUACAGGUAGCAUGGCAGCCAAACAGCCGAUGUUCCAGGACAAUCCACCCCUAGGCAUGAGGAGUCCGCAGAAUGUACAAGUCCCUCGGCCUCCCUUUAAUCGGGCAAUGUCUCUGGACAGCACGGUUCCAGGGAACUCCACCCCACCGGUCAGGAAUGUCAGUAAUUUUCCAAUGAUGCCAAAGCAAAGUAUGAUGGGAAGUCCGAGAAUGAUGGAUGCACAGGACAGCUUUCAGAUGAUGGGUAAUGGUCCCGGCAGGAAUAUGAGCCAGCAUCCAGGGGUGGAUUGGGCUAUACAGAACUCUGCAGUCAGCCGCAUGGAGCCCUCCAGCAGCGGUCAAGUUGGAAGGCAGGGGCCGGAGUACAACACAUCCAUGCCUAGGCCAACGAUGAGUGGAAAUAUGGCAGGGCUUCCAGCACGAUCCAACAGUAUUCCGGGCAGCAGGCCGGUGCUGCAGCAGCAGAUGAUGUCAAUGAGACCCAAUGACAUGCCAAUGGGAAUGAGCUCUAGCCCAUAUGGUCAAGCUCCUGGUAACCCUGCAGGCUCUUGGCCAGACGGCAUGAUGUCAAUGGAGCAGGGGCCGAACGGACCUCAAAACAGGCAGCUUGGCCGCAGUUCCUUGGAUGAUCUUCUGUGUCCUCCAUCAACUGUAGAAGGACAGACAGAUGAGAUUGCUUUGCUGGACCAGCUGCACACCCUCCUGAGCAACACAGAUCCCAAUGGGCUGGAAGAAAUAGACCGGGCCCUGGGGAUCCCUGAGCUUGUCAAUCAGGGCCAGACUCUAGAGCCCCAACAAGACUCCUUCCAGCGACAAGACUCCCCAGUGCUGAUGGAUCAGAAGCCUCCUAUGUAUGAGCAACCUUAUCCAGGGCAAGGGUCCACAAUGCAAGCUGGAGGCUUCAAUAGCAUGCAGGGACAGCAUGCACCAUUUAAUUCCAUGAUGGGGCAACAACAAGGAAAUUUCCCACUGCAAGGAAUGCAUCCAAGGGCAAAUCUUAUGAGACCCCGAACGAACAUCCCAAAACAGUUGAGGAUGCAGCUCCAGCAGAGGCUCCAAGGGCAGCAGUUUUUGAACCAAAGCAGACAAGCGCUGGAGAUGAAGGUGGAGAGUAUGAAUGCUGGUGGAGCAGGGGUCAUGAGGCCGGUGAUGCAGACACCAGUGGCAUCGCAGCAGGGAUUUCUGAACGCUCAGAUGGUCGCCCAGCGGAACCGGGAACUGUUAAGUCACCAACUCCGCCAGCAGCGACUGGCCAUGAUUAUACAGCAGCAGCAGCAGCAAGGGCAGUCCCAGGGGUUCAGUCCUCCACCCAAUGUCACUGCUGCAGCCGGUAUGGAGAAUCCAAUGGGUGGGCCGCCAAUGCCUCAAGCCCCUCCUCAGCAGUUCCCCUACCCACCCAACUAUGGAAUGAAUCAGCAGGCUGAUCCCACGUUUGGAAGAGUUUCCAGCCCCCCCAUGAUGGCAUCUAGAAUGGCUCCUUCCCAGAACCCCCAUUCACAGAGCACACAGUUGUACCAGUCGCCAGACAUGAAGGGGUGGCCUUCAGGAAAUAUGGCGCGGCCCAGCUCAUUCCCCCAGCAGUACGGGCACCAAGCCAACCCGGGCACAUACAACAUGAUGCACAUGAACAGUAAUGGCAGUCACAUGGGCCAGAUGCAAAUGAACACUUUGCCGAUGUCCGGGAUGCCGAUGGGGCCUGAUCAGAAGUACUGCUGACGCAGCCCUGUCCUCGACCGAGGCUGAAUUAGAGAUGAGUGACUGUAUGAAUAUGUUCCUACUUCAGCCUUACCAAGGACUCAAUUCUCCUUUAUGUCCUGUUUUAGAGUCUGGACAGAGCCACGGUUGUGCUGGAGAACUGUGAAUCUGACGGUAACGUCCUCACAGGAGCCGCUGCAGUCGGUUCAUUAUAUUUUUGAGGUUCUGAAAGUUUUAUCCCAAAGCACCUGGAACAUUCUUUUGUGAUUCCUGCGUCUUUUGUUUUUGGAAUUGAUUCCUAUAAACCUUUUGUGACUUCUGUUAACGAGGACAACCGUGUUAAUCUCGCCAUGCAGUAGAUUUGCACUUUACGACUGUUUGGAUUCCCCCAGAUUUUUUUUUUUUUUCAGUCUACUUUAAAUAUUGAGGUUGCAAUAGUCUCAAGGUCCCUGCAGUGUGUAAGAAGCGCAUCCGGGAAUUCAGCUCGUCUCGCCCCUUUCCCUUUGUGUAAACAUUUUGUAUAUACGAAGAUGAGACAUUAUUAUUGUAUAUUAAUUUUUCUAGGUCAGUGUCUGUUUCGUUUGUUCUGUUUUUGGUUCUGAGCUUCUAAAGCUGCGUAUUUAACCCUGUAACUGCCAUAGGUCUAGAGCACCUCAUGAGAUAAUUAGUGGCUGCCGUCAGAUACCGACUUAACGACCCAUGGGGAUGAUUUCUGGUUUCUUCAGUGUUCCAUCUGAGGUGAAUACAGCAAUAUCCUUGUGUCUUGUAUGUUACAGGUCUCAGCUUUGUUACAUGUUCAUCGGUGUGUCCCUCGUCUGCUGUGCCAUUUCCACAGUAUAUUUCCCACAGGUCAGACUGAACAACACAAGUUAAUUCAGUAAGGAAACCCCUGUGAUCAUAUGACCGCUCUGCCGUGGGAAGUCAUGUCACUUUCAUCCAUGAGGAGCGAUGGGGCACUUAUAGUGGAUGAAAUUCUAUCUUCCAUUUAAAACUAAAUUCAAUCAUACAUACAAGUAUAAUAUCUGAGCUUUCCCAGCAAUCACUAAUAACCUCAUACACUACCCCACGCACCAGAUUUAGGAAAAGGGGUCAGAAUACAUGUUUUGUUGUUGACUGAAUGCUAUCUUGCAGACAGCAGUAAGAGUACAUCUUCGUACACAACCGAAGGCAAUCUAAGCUCCUGUAAGUUCUACAACUUUAUAAUGUUGCUAUAAAGAAAAAUGCUGCCAUUGACUGACAGAAAGCAGGAGCUUAAAAACCUCCGCUGACCUAGCUUGCACAUCCCAAAGUUUGUUAGUGUCUCAGAACUUUUGUAAUUAGCCCAUCAGCUAUGUUCAAAACAAGGUAAGGUUGGUUUUCAGUCUGACGACAAGCAGAGUUCUUUGAACUGGUGAAGAACAAACACAAAGUCCAAGUUGCAGUUAUACAAUGAUUUCGGAUUUAUUAACGUAGAACUGUACCUGGCCAUAGAAAAGUUUUUUAGUUUUUUUAAAUAACCAUUGUAGACAUCUGUGCACUGGAUCUGGAUCAGUUAUAGGAGUGAGGCGGCUCUCAACCCAUGGAAACUGUUACAUUCAGGUGCUACCAGUGUUGACUGCCUGUCCAGCUGCCACCUGCUGGAUGAAUGUGCCACGGUCUCACUAUCUCUCUAAACAUUCCUUGGGGUUGCCCCCAGUUUAAUUACAGCCUUUGAUAUUCUCCAGUGGGACAUUGUGCCGUCAAGAGCUGUUCUGGCCGCUCCAUGGAUUUGCUCAGUCUUCCUCUGAUAUUUUGUAGAGAUCUUAUUCAUGUAGCUGCUUUGUGCUAUUUUUUUUUAAAAAUUUUAUUUUUAAUUUUUUUUUGUCCCACCUGUUCUGUUUCUGCUAUUAGUUUAGGGGGGCACUUGUUUAUCAAGCAAUAAUUAAUCCUUUCCUCCCGUGCCUUCCCAAAUGACAACCCCCUAUUUUCCCCAAAUGUGUUGCCAGAGUUGACCGGUCAGGGUAUUGUACUGUCAGUAGAGAUGAGCAGUUGGCGAGGGGUCUCCACCAAAUUUCUGCAACACGAGAAUGAGCCUAUUAAAUGUAAUAAUCUGUACAAUUGUAUAUUUUACAUUUCUGUGUAAUAAAAGGCUUCGUGUCUGGU
This is a messenger RNA of Bufo bufo (common toad), 6493 nucleotides long. It is a transcript of the gene NCOA3, whose product is annotated as nuclear receptor coactivator 3. Gene Ontology annotation, biological process: cellular response to hormone stimulus; positive regulation of transcription by RNA polymerase II. Bases 215 to 4393 code for a protein of 1392 amino acids. The transcript is spliced from 23 exons. Lineage: Eukaryota; Metazoa; Chordata; Amphibia; Anura; Bufonidae. Gene Ontology annotation, cellular component: nucleus. Gene Ontology annotation, molecular function: protein dimerization activity; nuclear receptor binding. The record is from RefSeq and is a predicted model, not a curated record.